UGACCCUAUUUGGAUACGAAGAAGAAGAAGUCGACAGCGGUAGUAAUAUGGCUCCUCUCUGAGGGGUGAAUGCUUUUCUACACAACAAAACUAUUUGUUGCAUCUGUCACCGUGGAUGUCAAAGCUUCCAAAUACACGCAGUUUGAAGAACAAACCUUAUCGGUUCCUCAUGGCUAAAUUGCAGGCGCUGCGGACGCUGGUGGCCGAAAGACUGGCGGCAGCUGCAGAGGAGGUGUUCAGUGUUAUGGAGAAGAUGGUGAGAGAAAACAUGCUGCACACGUCAGAAAUGUCACCUGAAGAGCAAAGGGCUGUGGUACAAAAGCGACUGUCAGUGGUGGCUGAUGAGAUAUUCAGGAUCCUUGAGAUAAUGUUGGACGAAUGGGAAUCAGAGGUCAAAUGUGCCCGUCUCAGAACAGACAAACUGCCAGUCUCUGGGUCCGAUUGUGACAAGGACAUUUCCUCUGAGAAGAAGAAAUGUGAGCAGAGUAGGAGCUUUAGUCUGGUUCAUAAAGUGCUCGAUCCACCUCACCUUAAAGAUGCAUCUACAGAGACAGACUCUGAACUUAGAAACCGUAAGCGGUCACAUUUUCACCAUACACGACAAGCAGGUAAAGGCAGCUCAGUGACAGAAAUAGAGAGACAAGGAGAGCACUGUCGCCAGGGCGGUCCGUCACCGCAAUCCUCAGAGACUGUGUGUGAAAAUAACAAUAGUGAUAAAGAAGUAAGUCAAACGCUACUUAAGCCAAACAAAAGAAGACGAGUUCAAAAUUGCAAAAUGUCUGAAACAUCUUUACACAAAGAACUUCAGAAGAAAAAAGCCCCAGCAAACAAGAACCCCAGAACUCGCCGCAGUUGUUGCAGAGUUUGUGGAAAGUUCUUCCGGUACAAGCGCUCUUUUCUCAAGCAUGCCUUGACACACGAGCAGACUGCUGGUUUGUGCGGUGUCUGUGGAAAACGUCUGGAGUCUGAUGAGAGACUGAAGGUGCAUUUACAAACUCACAACGAGGAAAAAGACUGCAGGGAUGAAGCGGGCGACAACCAGUCCGAGGCAGAGGCCGCUGUGAGUACAGCAGGAGUAAGCGAUGGAGGCAGUGACAACGGAGGCAGCGACAGAGACGCCAGAGAAGGAUCCUGUUUACAAAAGACAGAGUCAAAAACAGAAACUGAAGAAUCAGACAAAUUUGAUCGACCUCAGGAUUGCACGGAUUUAUCUGAUCCGAAAUACAGCCGCAAAGUCCGUGACAAGUCGCUCUGCUAUAGAUCCGCUCAUUUUAAGCAUGCGCGAGAACGUAAGAAGGAUUCAGAUCUGCGCGGGAAGCCUUCCGAGGCAGAGGAGAGCUCGAACUUGAGCCAAACUACGAGCCGGAGUUGCUGCAGAGUGUGUGGAAAGUCUUUUCACUACAACCGUUCUUUUCUGAAACACGCACUCAGGCACGAGCAGAGCACAGAUCUGUGCGGAGUCUGUGGAAAACACCUGGAGUCCGAUGAGACGCUGAAGGUGCAUUUACAAAAACACAACGAAGAAAACAGCUGCAGGGAUCCAACAGAUGACAGACAAGUGGAAGAUAUGAGCUUGGAGAGUGAACUGGGGGAGAGUGAUGAGGACAAAAGUGAAGGAAGUGAUAGUGACAAUGGAGAGAGUUAUAAAGAGGAGACCAAAGAAAGAAAGAGUAAACCUAAGCCACCUAAGAAUUCACCUCAUUUGAAAUAUUGCUGUAAAGUUUGCGCCAAGUCUUUCUGCUACAGAGCGUCUUUCCUGAAGCACGUUCAAGAAGAUGAGAGCGAGGCAGACCUGUGUGGCGUGUGCGGGAAACAUUUUGAGAAUGAAGAGAGCUUAAGGCUUCACUUGCAAACUCACACCAGAACGAAUGACUGCGAAGUCUGCGGCAAACAUUUCGACGGCCACAAACAGCUGGAGAUGCACGCGAGGACCCACACGGGAGAGAAACCGUUCGUCUGCAGCGUCUGCGGCAAGGCCUUCGCUCAAAACGGAAACCUGACGGGACACAUGAGGGUUCACACGCGGGAGAAACCGUACAUUUGCAGCGUGUGCGGUCAGAGCUUCAGCUUUAAAGAGUACAUGAGGGCUCACAUGCGAAUCCACACCGGGGAGAAGCCGUUUCUCUGCAGCAUCUGCGGGAAAGGCUUCAGACAGAGGGGCACUCUGAAAACCCACACGAUGAUCCACACGGGAGAGUCCGCGCACCGAUGCGCCGUCUGCGACAAGAAGUUCUACAAGAGCGGAGCGCUGAAAAUCCACAUGAGGUCCCACACGGGAGAGAAGCCGUACCUGUGUAACGUGUGUGGGAAAAGCUUCAGCACUGGAGGGUCGCUCACCAAACACAUGGGAGUUCACGAAGGGGAGCGAACGCACUGCUGCAGCGUCUGUGGCAAAGGGUUCCCGAGGAGAGACGACCUGAAGAGACACGCUCAGACUCACGGGGAUGAAUCCGCCCGGCUGACAAGUCUUUAACGCUGAGACCUGCUCCUUUUUUACAGUGGUUGUCCAUUCCUUUUAAAAAUGAGGUUUCUUUCUGGGGAGUGAGGUGAGAAGAUACAGAUCUAUUUCAUGCCAAGAUGAAACGAACAGGUUGACAAUCCGUUUAAACUCUUAGAAAAAAAAAUCUAUUUUAUUACAUGUUGCUGAUGAUUAGUGAUAUUUAUUGGGGGCAUUUAACUGUGUGCACACAGUAACUGUUGGAUUCAGGAUCUGAAAUACAAUGGAUUAUUGGGAUUCUGGGCAAACUGAAAUGUUCACUGGUAUCUAACAGGGAUGUGAUAAUGCAUCGUGAGAAAAUAUAAUCUCAUGUAGUUUAAAUAUCUAAAUAUAAGUUUUUUUUUUAAAUAUGCAUUCAUUGCAUAGUUUGUGUUUUGAAGUUUUUUGUCUGAGAAAUAAUUAAAUGAAUCUUUUUCAGUCAUAAUUCAUCUGCGAGCUACUGGAAAUUGUAUGGAAUCGUGAGCGGGUGAGUGUAUUGUUACGUCCCUGGUGUCUUAUCAGUUGGCCUUUAGCUGUUUAUGUUUUAUGAUUUUAAAGGGUGAGAUCUUAGAUGUUAGACUUAGACAGACUUAAAUGAUGCACGAGGGAAAGUACUUGGUCACAGUGGCUUAGUUGCACAUAAAAAACACUCUUAAAAAAACCACAAGUAAAAAGAUUAUUUUCAUCGAAAACUCAACAAGCUUUAUAAUCUUUACAGACACGUUACUGAUUCAGUCAUUUUGUAGUUUGUCUAACGCAUCUAAGCCUUAUAUCACACGUGAAAAAGCCAAAUUAAGGAAGUCAGCAAGAGAGACAUGCUAAUAGAUGCCAGUGCUGCAGUCUGCAGUUCAAGAAAGCACAGACUCGCAGAGAUUCAGUUUAAACACCAUUUAUUUUUUUCUGCUUAAAUAAUUACUUGGAUCAUCCAGUGUAGGCUAUGUUGGUUCGUCAUACAUGUUGGUACCAGAUUUAUCAUCGACAACGGAUGCUUAGAGUGGAUUUGUAUGAAAAAAACAAAAAAACAAAAA
Molecule: messenger RNA, 3504 nt
Organism: Mugil cephalus (flathead mullet)
Lineage: Eukaryota; Metazoa; Chordata; Actinopteri; Mugiliformes; Mugilidae
Product: zinc finger protein 879-like
Exons: 3
Coding region: 116-2473 (785 amino acids)
Cellular component (GO): nucleus
Source: RefSeq, a predicted model, not a curated record